AGAAGGAGAGGACUGUGAGAGUUCAUGUAAAUUGGUAAAAUAAGGUAGGACGAGAAGCCAGAUUUUCACUUUUUUCACAAACUUUCAGCAACAUCUGGAAGGAAAAGUGGACGAUCACGACCAUUUUACCCCUGGUCAGUUUCUGCUUGCUAGCGCCGGUUGAUGUAAGCAGAGCAGGAGCCACCUGUGACGGGUGAAAGAAGAACUAUCUUCAAGAACUGCGUCUUCGCUGUUCCAGACCAAGACGACUUACCACGGUAACAUAUCCCUUGUAGUUCUUCUCAAAACCCGCCGACGAGAUGGCAAAGCAAGGAACGGCGCACAUGAGCGCCGCUGUUGGCGAUAUAGCGGAAGUCUGCCUCGUUCCUGGCGAUCCUCUGCGUGCAAAAUAUGUGGCGGACAAUUUCCUAGAAAACGCGAAACAGGUCACUUCAGUGCGAAACAUGCUCGGCUUCACCGGAACGUAUAACGGUGUUCCUGUUUCUGUUAAGGCUUGUUCUUGUUCGUCUACUUCGUUCCACAAAGUAUAGAUGGAUCUUAGUCCUCAGCAGACAUGUUUUUCAACGGGGAAACAGAGAGGUCAUCAACAAAGAUGUUGCGCUUCUUGCAGGAGGAGGAACCUACUCACUUAGGAAGGUGUAUUCAAGUCUAAUUCUGUGAUUGCGAGCGGCAUGGGUGCAGCCGGUGCCUCGAUCUACUUCUCGGAGUUGAUCGACUACUACAAGGUCAAGAAAUUAAUCCGAAUAGGCUCUUGUGGGACUAUGAACAUACCAAAGGUGAAAAUGGGGGAUCUCAUCAUCGCGAUGACGGCAGGAACGGAUUCAAAGUACCUGAUCUAGAAGAAGCUGAAGAUGUAUGUCGAUUUCAUAAUCAAUUGAGGUUUUUAUCCUUCUGGUUGCGGCAGCAUAUGCUUUCUUGGUGAAGACUGGAAUCGCUACACUGCACCAGAGGUGGUAAAAGAAGCCAUCUGUACUCUAAUAUGCAGUUCAUCUUAAUAUUCUUCAGUACUAGUCAGUAGCUGAUUUUUGCCCGCACUACUAUAAGUGUCCCACUCGUCUUCCUCCUUUCCAGCAUGCAGCGUAGCCGUUUGUUGAAUUACGACCAUGCUGUGUGUGCGGACUGGGGUCUGCUGGAGGCCUGUGUUAAGGCCUGUCGCGAGCACGUGGAUCCGAGCGGCGGAGAAACUGUGCACGUAGGGAAGCUGUUUACCAGCGACUUCUUCUACCAUCCUCUAGAAAAAACCCUGUUUCCUUUGCUGAAGACACACGAUUAUCUGGGCAUCGAGAUGGAGUGCAGCGCACUGUAUGCAGCCGCAGCCGAGCGCGGCGCAAAAGCACUCUGUCUUUGCACCGUCACAGAUGAAAUUUAUGAAAAUGAUUCUUCACGAGGACGAGGAUCGUUUCAAUCUUCUUUAAUUCCUGAACAUUUGUUUUCUAUUUCUGCAAGAACAUCAUGAUCCUCGUGAUUACAUGAUCCUCGUCUUCGCGCAUGAUUUUGAACAAGAUAUUGGAGUUAAGAAGUAGCAGAAAACUUCUACAGUUGAGAGCUCUAAGACCUCCAUCUGCCGGAAACACCCGACGGAAAGCUCAGUUUUAAGGGUCUUUCCGCAACCGACCGUGAACAGAAACUUCGAACGAUGUUGAGGGUCGGGUUAGAGACGGCAAUAAAGUCUUGAUGAAGAUUGAUACCGACGAAAUACAAAAGGACGAGCAACCUUUAUUGCUGCGGAAUUUUUUAACGUGUAGUUGACUGCGCACCAAAGGUAAAAAGCUUGUUGUAGAUACCGUUCAGCUCAUGAUUUCGAUAGACAAGAUAGGUUUGGGCGUUUGUUCUUUCCAUGCACGUCAUGAUCGCCGCGACUCUUGGCGGCACACAUGCGUUGCUUGAUGAAACAAGAUGGGUUGUUGCUAUCUAGUAUAAUCUACCUGUCGUUUCAGAAUACGAAAGAAGUAGAAGAAGUCUAAGAAAUUAUAUUUAGAUUUACAUAGAGUACGUCUACGUACUACAUCUACUUCAUGAUGACCAGUAGAAGAUUGAAAUUGAUAGACACCGCACGAUAUUUUUCCGAAAUCCAUCAAGCUACUAGGUUUUUCCAGAAUAUGAUAUAAAGAUAUGUUUUAUUAUUUUUCUUCGGUGUCGAUGUGGUCGAAGCGAUGGACACACAAGGAGAUGAAGGUUGGUUGUUGUCAAGUAGCCAGUGGCCCGCACGUAAGUUAGAGGU
This is a messenger RNA of Amoebophrya sp. A25, 2221 nucleotides long. The record is from the annotation of a GenBank genome assembly. Lineage: Eukaryota; Dinophyceae; Syndiniales; Amoebophryaceae.